This is a messenger RNA of Talaromyces marneffei, 903 nucleotides long. RefSeq lists its product as uncharacterized. The record is from RefSeq and is a predicted model, not a curated record. Gene Ontology annotation, biological process: ribosomal large subunit assembly; translation. Lineage: Eukaryota; Fungi; Ascomycota; Eurotiomycetes; Eurotiales; Trichocomaceae. Gene Ontology annotation, cellular component: cytosolic large ribosomal subunit; ribosome. The transcript has 4 exons. Bases 1 to 903 code for a protein of 300 amino acids. Gene Ontology annotation, molecular function: 5S rRNA binding; structural constituent of ribosome.
AUGCCUUUCACCAAGCUCGUCAAGAACAGCGCGUACUACAGUCGCUACCAGACCAAGUACCGCCGUCGUCGUGAGGGAAAGACCGAUUACUAUGCUCGUAAGCGCUUGAUCACCCAGGCCAAGAACAAGUACUCUGCACGCAAGCAUCGUCUUGUGGUCCGCUUCACCAACCGUGAUAUCAUCACCCAGAUUGUCUACUCCGAAAUCACCGGUGACAAGGUUAUCGCUUCCGCUUACGCCCACGAAUUGAAGCGCUAUGGAAUCGAGCACGGUUUGACCAACUGGUCCGCUGCUUACGCCACCGGUCUCCUUCUCGCUCGCCGUCUCCUCAAGAAGCUCGAGCUUGACGAGACCUUCGAGGGUGUUGAGGAGGCUGAUGGUGAAUACACUUUGACCGAAGCCGCUGAGACCGACGACGGUACCCGCCGCCCCUUCAAGGUCUUCUUGGAUGUCGGUCUCGUCCGUACCUCCACCGGUGCCCGUGUCUUCGGUGCCUUGAAGGGUGCCUCUGACGGUGGUCUCUUCGUUCCUCACUCCGAGAACCGUUUCCCCGGUUUCGACAUUGAGUCCGAGGAGCUCGAUGCCGAGACUCUCCGCAAGUACAUCACUGGCGGUCACGUUGCUGAGUACAUGGAGGGUCUUGCCGACGACGACGAGGAGCGCUACAAGUCCCAGUUCUCCCAGUACAUUGAAGACGAGAUUGAUGCCGGUGACCUCGAGGACGUGUACCUUGAGGCCCACAAGGCUAUCCGCGAGGACCCCUUCAAGAAGGAUGAGGACGCUGAUGAGAAGAAGAGCAAGGAGGAGUGGAAGGCCGAGAGCAAGAAGUACCGCACCGGCAAGCUCUCCAAGGAGGAGAAGCGCCAGCGUGUGCAGGAGAAGAUUCGCGAGUUGGCCGCUUAA